Molecule: messenger RNA, 2136 nt
Organism: Anastrepha ludens (Mexican fruit fly)
Lineage: Eukaryota; Metazoa; Arthropoda; Insecta; Diptera; Tephritidae
Exons: 3
Coding region: 133-1011 (292 amino acids)
Source: RefSeq, a predicted model, not a curated record
CCGCUGACAAAAAGUUGGUAAAUACAAUUAUGUCGCAAAUUUACUACAUGUAGGUGUAAUUUUAAUACACUUGCUACAUAUUUUCGAUUUACACAAGGGAUAUAUUAUAUUUACUUCAACACUAAAUUGAACAUGAAUACUAUUGUUGGAGCGAAAAGGAAGAAAAGGUUACGAAAGAUCCCAAAUAAAAAAUGGUCGGAGAAGGAAGUUGACAUUAUUUUAGAUUAUAUACUUCAGGCAAGUGUUUUCGAGCUGCCCAGUGCCCAAGCUUAUUACAGGGAAUUGAUUAAGCAAACAGGAAUUGAUGCUGAAUGGAAUUUACUUAGAUGGAAAGUGCGAAACAUGAGAAUUUCUUUGAGAAAGGCAAAUGACUGGUUAAAAUCCACCGAAUGUGAGCAAUUGGAUGGUCCGACAAAAGAAUAUGAAAUUGAAAAACGCGUUUUAAGUAUUUGCCCAUACUAUAAAAAACUAACUACAAUAUUUGGCGUAGAAUUUAGUAAAAGAAAAGCUGCAAAAUUUUCGAGCUGUAAUGAUGCAAACGAGAAUGAAACUGCAGAAUCCGAACAAUCGCUUUCAAUGAUUAUUGAUGACCCUGACAGCUCUUCUCAGAAUUUAAGUGAUAGUCCAAUAGCCAUUGCUCAAAUUGAAGAUUUCCAAGUGGAACAGGCGGAUGUUCAAACAUAUAAAGUAGAGUUUGAUUCAGUGAGCCACUUGGAGCUUGAUGAAGAAAAACAACUUGAGAAUAGUGAACUAAUUAAAAAGUAUAAAAGUGAAAAUAUAAAGGAAUUUGAACUAAGAAGAUAUGAAUUGGAGAAAAUCAAACUGCAGUUUGAAAAGGAGAAAUUUGAAAAGGAAAUGCAAUUGCAGGAGAAGCGCUUGAAGCUUGAAGAGGAAAAACUUAAAGUCGAGCAGAGAUGGCAAGAGAAAGAAUUUGAAUUAAAAAAAUUAGAAAUCGAAAAGAACGAAAGAAUAGCAAUGUAUGAAAUUGAUAAAAAAUAUCAAAACGCGUGAGAUUUCGUAGACAUACAAUCAGGUAUCAUAAGUAUGUAUGUACAUGUGAAUGCACAUUUGGUAAAAUCCCCGAUUCAUUGAGCUUAGAAAUGGAUGGCACUUGAAUACCACUUUGGCACGUCAAUUUGAACUUUCCACGGCUCAAUUUUGCUUGACUAUUUCACAGAAAACGGGAGUUGGGUUUAUAUCAAAGGAAUAAUCUUCGGGCAACGACUGCCAAUAUUUCUCAAAAUCCAUGUUGGACGUUGUGUACUACACAGUGGCAAUACAAAAUUACCGUAGUCGAAUGGGUUGGUGCGAGACUACCAUUCGGAGUACGUAUGUUUGAAUCUCCGUCCAUGAAACACCAAAAUGAAAAAGUUUUUUCUAAUAGCGGUCGCCCCUCAGCAGGCAAUGGCAAAGCUCCGAGUGUAUUUCUGCUAUGAAAAGGUCCUCAUAAGAAAUAUCCGUUCGGAGUCGGCUUAAAACUGUAGGUCCAUCCAUUUGUGGAACAACAACAAGACGCACGCCACAAAUUGGAGGAGGAGCUUGGCAAAAAACCCAAAAAGGGUGUAAGCGCUAAUUAUAUAUAUACAAUAUAUGUAAUACAAAAUUAAGGCAGUCUUCAGAAAAUUUAAGAAGCUCACUUAUAUUUUUCUAAACCCCCCUUCUGUCGUGCAAGUUUUUCAGUUUUGUCAGUGUGAAACUUGAAAGCAAUGGGCAAAGACAGCUCUUCCACAUGGUGAAAGUAGUAGUUGUUGUUGUAACAGCGUGGAUAUUUCCUAUAAAUGUUUGGGGGAUGCUGCCGGAUUGAAAUUCCUUGACAGGAUAUAAAUCCAGUGUAAAACCGAUUGUGUGGGAACGUUAACAGGCAACAUUGCGAUAGAAAGCUGUUGGUUCAUCUUGGCUCAGGGAUAAAUUAUUUAUUUCGAAUUCAAUACAUAUCGUUAUGUAAAUAUUAUAAAUUAUAUAAUUUAUAAAUAUGUUAGAACAAAUGUAAGAUAAAAUAUAAAUUAAAAAUAAACAAGUACGGAAGUGCUAAAUUCAGUUUGGUUCGGACUUUGUAUAUACCCAUUCAUUAUCAGAGUUCUUUUUGUAACCAGCCUUUUUUAAAUGGUUCAAAACCGUUUUAUGAUGAAUGUUUAG